AAAUCUUAUGGCUACAUAGUUAUCAAUGUAAACAAAAAUUAUAUUUAGGGAGCUGAACAAAAUGUGUGGGUUUCUCUUUGAUAUGAUUCAUUCUCAGACAUAUAAGAUGUCUUGUGAAAACCUCAUCUCUCAUUCAUCCAGGUGUUUAUAUCGAGAACGUCAUGGACUUCCGUGUUUCCUCUCUUUCGGUUGUUUUAUUUGUUAUGUGUAGAAUUGGAAUUUGUCUUGCAAAUCUAAUACAAGGGGAAGCGACAUGUUCGACCAACAUCCCGAACGGAAUUCUAGAGAGAAACUGUACAGGGCACGUGGGGUCCUACUGCCAGGUCGUCUGUAACAGAGGUUUCCGAGUGCGUGAUGGUGUGCUGGGUAUAUACUGCAAUAAAGAGAGGAGGUGGUCUGUUAAAGAAACGGGGAUUUGUCAAAACGUUGACGGGACCUUCUCGGAGAAUUCGUCGCUAAAUACAGAGGCUGGGUUAGUUGGAGCUGUCGCCGGGUUUCUGACUGUGUGCCUCAUUUACAUAGCCGUCAUGAUGGUCAAACAGAAAAUCAAGAAAUUAAAUGACAGUGAUGACUUUUCUUUACGAACACGUCGAGAAAGCGUACAGCGGAAUGACUACUUAGAAACAGUGUCCUUUAUAUCGCCCACUAUUAACCAACCUACAAGUACGUGUGCAAGUGAAGUGGGAGAUAACCGACCAGCGGCCAAACCAAUAGAUGACCUGAAAAAACCAGGAAGAGUCGUACAGUCUAGCCACGAAAAAAAGAAACAUAUGUAUCAUAACGUGUUUUGGAAAAGCUCAGCUUAUGAAAAUGUGUGACUUUUUUAAAUUAUGUAAAUCAAGACAAUUUGUACAUGCAUUUCUUAAAACGAUCACAAUUUGAUAAAACAUGAGAAUGUAUUAAAUGUCAUUUUAAAAAGCUUUAAUACAAUUACAAUUAAUAUUUGAAAAUUUA
This is a messenger RNA of Ostrea edulis (European flat oyster), 954 nucleotides long. RefSeq lists its product as uncharacterized. Bases 162 to 818 code for a protein of 218 amino acids. The record is from RefSeq and is a predicted model, not a curated record. Lineage: Eukaryota; Metazoa; Mollusca; Bivalvia; Ostreida; Ostreidae. The transcript has 4 exons.